CUCAUGUGACACGGAGAAAAAAAAAACGGAAAUAAAAUGGCAGCGACAGGGGACGAAGCUUCAUCCAUGGACAACAUCUCUCGGGCUCCAUCGGCCCACACAGCGGCUCCGACACCGGCCGCGGGCCCCAGCAGUCAGGCAGAAGGCCCGGAGGAUGCAGCGGCCAGCCCGGCGCCCGCUCCCAGGAAGCCCCACACCAACAGUGAUGGAGGUGUGGAGACAGCAGAGGAGGCUGUGGAGCCUGCAGAGCCUGACAUCAACGAGCUGUGCACUGACAUGUUUGACAAGAUGGCCAUCUUCCUGCAAGGAGAACUCACAGCCACCUGCGAGGAUUACUGUCUGUUGGAGAACAUGAAUAAGUUAACCAGUCUGAAGUACAUGGAAAUGAAGGACAUCAGCAUCAAUAUCAGUCGUAACCUGCAGGACCUCAACAAUAAGUAUGCAAGCCUACAGCCCUACUUGGACCAAAUAAAUCAGAUCGAGGAGCAAGUCUCUGCACUUGAGCAAGCUGCUUACAAACUGGACGGGUACUCCAAAAAGCUGGAGGCCAGAUUCAAAAAACUGGAGAAGCGAUGAAGAGGAAGAAGAGUCAGACUGAGAGUUACGGUGGCUUCUCACCUUCUCUCACCCUGCCCUGCCUAAGUCUGUUGUUGGCAGUGGAGCCAGAAGCUGUGGGCAGGAUGUUAACUGAGACUGAAACAACAAGUCGGAGCCAUUUUGACACCUAGAAUUGACCAAGGAGGAAGCAGCUGAAGGAACAUGAACUAGUAUCCGGGUGCUGAGCUUAGAUUUAACUCCAGUAUCCCGGUUUUUGGCAGAGGACCUGCAGCCAUGAUGUACAUGAAUCCACAGUGUAUAUCCACAUUCCUCUGCAGAUAUGCUUUAUGUUGAAUAAAUCUGCUCAACGACCAGCAUAUCCUAAAUGAGUGAUGGAAACAGACUGUAUCUAAUGAAAACCACAGCAGAUUGGCCGGCCCUUCACUGUUUGAGGUGUAAAUAAUGACAUUUUUGUCGUAUGUAGAUAAUAAACAUGAUGAAACAUG
Platichthys flesus (European flounder) is the source of this 1043-nucleotide messenger RNA. RefSeq names its product biogenesis of lysosomal organelles complex-1, subunit 2 (gene bloc1s2). Gene Ontology annotation, biological process: endosomal transport; lysosome localization. The transcript is spliced from 5 exons. Gene Ontology annotation, molecular function: gamma-tubulin binding. Gene Ontology annotation, cellular component: gamma-tubulin complex; BLOC-1 complex; BORC complex. NCBI's taxonomy places the organism in Eukaryota, Metazoa, Chordata, Actinopteri, Pleuronectiformes, Pleuronectidae. Bases 37 to 576 code for a protein of 179 amino acids. The record is from RefSeq and is a predicted model, not a curated record.